AUGGUGUGGGGCAAAGAGCCAGUCAAGCUCCUUGGGAGAAAAGUUGCCUAUGGCAUCCUCAAAAGAAGGCUGGAUACUAUGUGGGCAAAAUCUGGCGGGAUUAACCUCAUUGAUGUGGGGAACGGGUUCUUUGUGGUGAGAUUCUAUAGCGAAGAAGACUACUGGAACGUAUUAGAGGGAGGUCUAUGGCUCCUCUUCGACCACUAUCUGACCAUACAUCAAUGGGCUCCUGACUUCAACGCAUUUGGUGCUGAGAUCAACAAAGUCACUGCUUGGGUUAGACUACCGGACUUGCCGAUAGAGUACUACGAUAAACAAUUCUUGGAAACAGUAGGUGAUCAAAUAGGAAAGACGUUAAAGGUAGACAUGAACACGGCUAACCGAUCUCGAGGCAAGUUUGCAAGAUUGUGUGUCGAGUUGGACCUUAGCAAGCUGCUGGAAGCUAAAUACAUUGUGAAUGGUAGCACUUACUACAUUGAAUAUGAAGGGCUUCAUAUGAUUUGUUUUAGUUGUGGGAGAUUUGGCCAUGUGCAUGAUAGCUGUAUGAACACAUCUGGUCAAGCUAACAGUAGAGAAGAAAGGGAGGGUGUCCUGAACCAGGACGGAGAAGAGAAUAUUCUGGGUGCAAAUGAAGGAAGUGUCCAGAACAUGCAGGAAGGAGGGAACCAAACCGUCAAGGGCAAGGAAGUCAUUUCCGAGUAUUCUAAGUACAGUGCAUGGAUGGUGAUCAAUGGAUAG
This is a messenger RNA of Arachis duranensis, 738 nucleotides long. RefSeq lists its product as uncharacterized. Gene Ontology annotation, molecular function: zinc ion binding; nucleic acid binding. NCBI's taxonomy places the organism in Eukaryota, Viridiplantae, Streptophyta, Magnoliopsida, Fabales, Fabaceae. Bases 1 to 738 code for a protein of 245 amino acids. The record is from RefSeq and is a predicted model, not a curated record. The transcript has a single exon.